GCGGCCUCGCUAUAUAAGCGGUGCGCGCAGGCGGCCGCGCAGCAGAAGGAGCGCCGCGGAGCCGCCGUGAGGGUCGCGGGUGUCACCCGGAGCCCGGCGGGAUGAACGGGACGAACGGGACGAACCACCGUCACCUCCGGGCACCCCGCGCCGACAUGGUGCCCGAGAUCGCCGCCGCCGUGAGCUUCGUGUCCGGCCUGCUGCGGACGCGGGGCUGUGUCAGCGAGCAGCAGCUGCAGGUGUUCGGCGGGGCGCUGCGAGAGGCCCUCACAGAGCACUACAGACACCACUGGUUCCCCGAGAAACCCUCCAAGGGCUCCGGCUACCGCUGCCUGCGCAUCAGCCACGGGCUGGACCCGCUGAUCGGGCGCGCCGCGGGGCGCGUGGGGCUGAGCCUGGCGCGGCUGCUGCAGCUCCUGCCCCGCGAGCUGACGCUCUGGGUGGAUCCCUUCGAGGUCUGCUACCGCAUCGGCGACCACGGCUCCAUCUGCGUCCUCUACCAGGCCUCCAAACCUUCCCCACCUUCCUCCUACCCGGGCCCGCUCACCUGCAAGAACCACAUGAUGCUGGCUCCUAGCGCCAGCCCAUCCAAAAACUGCAUCCUGGCUGUCUCCAGCUAAAAAAAAAAGCCAAAAAACACGACAAAACGAACCAAAAAACAAAAGUUCUCCUUGUCCUUAUGCUGCCGAGACACAGGUUACUGUAAUACCUCAAGCUGAGGAUCUGUUUUUAAGAUGAAGAGCUAUUUAUAUUUUUUAAGAAAAAAGGAAAACCUCCAGAAAAUCCAAAAUUAAAAUAUUGGGCGUUGCUCUGAGCCGAGGUGACGCCCCAGGUGCCUUUUCUAAAGCUGUUGCAAGCUUGUGAGUUCUUCUUUUUUAUAAAUAUUAUUAUUAUUAUUGUGAA
This is a messenger RNA of Taeniopygia guttata (zebra finch), 903 nucleotides long. RefSeq names its product BTG anti-proliferation factor 2 (gene BTG2). The record is from RefSeq and is a predicted model, not a curated record. Gene Ontology annotation, biological process: negative regulation of cell population proliferation. Gene Ontology annotation, cellular component: nucleus; cytoplasm. Lineage: Eukaryota; Metazoa; Chordata; Aves; Passeriformes; Estrildidae.